AUGAAACAGGUUCAGUUGAAACUGCUGUUGUGUCUUCUAUUGGCAAUUGGUGUCACUGGACAAUAUAAUCCUGUCGGCCUAUGGGGCAUCAAUUUUAAUGGACAACCAGCCGCUUAUGGACAACCAGCUGCUUAUGGACAACCAGCUGCUUAUGGACAACCAGUCGCUUAUGGACAACCAGUUAUGAGUGGUUGGGGUGGUUAUUCAGGAAUGGGACCCUAUGGACGAUUCGGACAACAAUCAACUAUUGUACCACAAUACAGUGCUGAUUUUGGACAAGCUAAUACUGCUCAACAAAUCGUUCAACCGACUAUUACACAACAGACAAAACUUACUGAUACUGAUGGUGCUAUACAACAACAUAGUUUCUUUCCAUCUCUAUCUGCUGUUGCUGCUACUAGUGGAAAUCGUGGUGUUAGAGAAGAUGUAUGUUAUAAUAUUAUUGAUUCAGUUUAUCCAUUAUUCUCAACAUAUUGCUCGGUAUUACCACAAACGACAUUUUCAUUACCGAACUUUUUUGGUCAUCAAACAAAACAAGAAGCAAAUGAAUUAUUCCUUUCAUUAAGACCAACAUUAUAUUCUGGAUGUUUUUCAUAUAUGCGUUUAUUUUUAUGUCCAUUAUUUUUUCCACCAUGUAAUGUUGAACCAAUACUUCCAUGUGCUACCUUCUGUAGAGCUAUAAAAAAUCGAUGUAGUAAUGUUGAUCUUUCAGCAAUUAAUUGUGAUAAACUUCCAGAAAAAUCAGAAUUUUGUCCAAUAAUCAUUGGAAAGAAUCGUUUAAUGUAUGGUGCAGGUGAAUUUCAACGAACUUCAUCAUACAAUAAGCACAGCUCACAACAAACUCCUUCAGAUGAUUAUUUUGGUUCAUCUUUAAAUCAAUUACCAUCAACAUCUGGUAGUUCCAGUAAUGAAGGUGUACAAACACAAACUGAUAUUGAUUCAUAUUAUGGAGAAAAAAGUUCUGAUCAAUCUAUGAACAACAUGAAACCAACUCAAGCCUCAACAGUAAUGUCCGGUACACAUGAUUUUUCAAAAAUGAAUACUGAUAGUACAAGCGAUCAACAAUGGGCCAGUGAAGAUCCAUCAACUGCAUCAUCAUCUACUGGUGGGCACCCUCGUUCAACUUACAACUUCGUAAAACCUGGUAGUUCUAGCUACGACUUCAAUAGUAUUUCAUCAGCACAAGAUAGUUCAAUUGAUCGUGGCAACUACGGUGCAUCACCAUAUAAUACAAAUAGUAACUUUCGAUCUUCAUAUGGUGACAAUGAAAAAUAUGGUGGUGGAUUAUUCGACACUGAUACUACAAAAUCUGUCGGCUCAUCAUCAUACAGUAAUACUGACAACACUGGUAGUGGAUCAUCCAAUGGUGAUACCGUAACAUCUACUGUCUCAUCAUUGUUCGGUAACAACAACAACUACGGUAGUGGAUCAUCUGAUGGUAGCAACAUCGCAUCGGUUGACUCAUCAUUAUUCAAUAGAAAUGACAACUAUGGUGGUGAAUCAUCCUAUGUUGAUACAAGCAAAACUGCUAGCUCAUCAUUAUAUGGUAAUAAUAAAAAUUAUGGUGGUGAAUCAACAUCAUUUGGUAGUGCCAUGAAGCCUGUUGGAUCAACAUCGUAUGGUGGUGAAUCAUCAUUUGGUAGUAGUAUGAAACCUGUUGGUGUAUCAUCUUAUGGUAACGGUGGUGAAUCAUCUUAUGUUGAUACUAAAUCGUCUGGAUCAUCAUCAUCAUAUGGUAACAACAUGAUGCCUGGUGGAUCUUCAUCAAAUGGUAACAACAUGAUGCCUGGUGGAUCAUCAUCAUCAUAUGGUAACAACAUGAUUCCUGGUGGAUCAUCAUCAUCAAAUGCAAACAACAUGAUGUCUGGUGGAUCAUCAUCAUCAUAUGGUAACAACAUGGUGCCUGACGGAUCAUCAUCAUCAUAUGGUAACAACAUGAUGCCUAGUGGAUCAUCAUCAUAUAACAACAACAUGAUGCCUGGUGGAACAUUAUCAUCAUAUGGUAACAACAUGGUGCCUGGUGGAUCAUCAUCAUAUGGCAACACCAUGAUGUCUGGUGGAUCAUCAUCAAAUGGUAACAACAUGAUGCCUGGUGGAUCAUCGUCAUCAUCAAAUGGUAACAACAUGAUGCCUGGUGGAUCAUCAUCAUUAUAUGGCAACAAUAUGAUGUCUGGUGGAUCAUCAUCAUCAUAUGGCAAUAACAUGAUGCCUGGUGGAUCGUCGUCAUCAUCAUAUGGCAACAAUAUGAUGUCUGGUGGAUCAUUAUCCUCAUAUGGCAACAACAUGAUGCCUAGUGGAUCAUCAUCAUAUGGCAACAACAUGAUGCCUAGUGGAUCAUCAUAUGGCAAUGGUAUGAUGCCUGCUGGAUCAACAUCGUAUGGUGGUGAAUCAUCAUUUAGUAAUAGUAUGAAACCUGUUGGCUCGUCAUCUUAUGGUAAUGGUGGUGCAUCAUCCUCUGGUGAUACUACCAAACCUACUGAAUCAUCCUCGUCAUAUGGCAAUGGUAUGAUGUCUGCUGGAUCAACAUCGUAUGGUAGUAAAUCAUCAUUUGGUAAUAGUAUGAAACCUGUUGGCUCGUCAUCUUAUGGUAAUGGUGGUGCAUCAUCCUCUGGUGAUACUACCAAAUCUGCUGAAUCAUCCUCGUCAUAUGGCAAUGGCAUGAUGCCUGUUGGAUCAACAUCGUACGGUGGUGAAUCAUUAUAUGGUAGUAGUAUGAAAUCUGGUGAGUUAUCAUCUCUUGGAAACAAUGAUAAGUAUGGUGGUAGAUCAUCAGCAUUUGGCAAUGCCAUGAAGUCUGUUGGAUCAACAUCUUAUGGUAGCAGUGGUAGUUAUGAUGGUUCAUCACACGGCAAAAGUGGUAGUUAUGGCGCAACUGCUGCAUUUGAAUUAACUGGUCUACCUUAUGGUCUUCAAGCAACAGGCGAAUAUCUUAACUAUUAUCCAGAAAAACUUGAUCUAUCUAAAUGCGGACCUCAACCACCGAAAAAUCCAUGUACACUCAAUAGUCUACAAUAUUAUCCAUUACCUGGUUAUCCACAUUGUUACAUUCAGUGUUCAUUUGAACACAUGUUUGUUAAGCCAUGUCCACCUGAGCUUGUUUGGAAUGCACUCAUAAAUGUUUGUGAUUGGCCAACAGCUCCUUAUUCAGCUGAUGAUAACAGUUAUGGUUCUUCAUCCUAUAGUAACAACAACUAUCAAAGUGGAUCAUCUUAUUCAUAUGGACGAAAAAAACGUUCGACAAUUGAACGCAAGAAACUAUUCAGACAUGGUAAUCCAUUCCCGUCUCUAACUAAAUUGGAUGUACCCUUAGGUCCAUCUGUUCCAGGUGUUGUUCCGUUACCGGGUUUUACCGGUCCUAUUGGAAUUGCAGGUCCACUUGUUCCACCACCAACUCCUCCACCAUCUCCUCCUUCGACCGCUCCAGUAAUGGUUUCUCCAAUGACAUCACGAAUGUUUCCUUCAAUGUUUCCUCUCUUUGCACCCAUGUCGCUUCCAUCACAAGUCGCUCCAUCACCAAUGCUUCAACCAAUGUUUCAACAAUCAUCUACAUUCCAAUCAAUGUUUCCACAACCAUCUACAUUUCAAUCAAUGUUUCCACAAUCAUCUACAUUUCAAUCAAUGUUUCCACAAUCAUCUACAUUUCAAUCGAUGUUUCCACAAUCAUCUACAUCUCAAUCAAUGUUUCCACAACCAUCAGUUCCUCAAUCAAUGUUUCCACAAUCAUCAGCACCUCAACUAAUGUUUCCACAACCAACAGUGUCUCAAACAAUCUUUCCACAAGCAACUGUGUCUCAACUAAUGUUUCCUCAACGAACCGUGUCUCAAGCAAUGUUUCCACAACCAACAGUAUCACAACCAAUGUCUCCACCAUCACCAAUCAUGCAACCAACAUUUCUAACAUUUCAAACAUUUCCAACAUCACCAACACCUCCUUCAACACCUUCACUUCCAUCUUUUAUACCUCCCAUUCUUCCAUCUCUUCCAAUACCACUUGACGGACCAUUACUUCCACCUCUUCCUAUGAAUAUACCAGCUACAUUCAUUCCUGGUCCGCCACCUAUAUUUGGUGCUCCAUGGUUUGGACCUUUCGACGAACCUUCAGGAUCUGCUGGCGCAUCUUUAGGAUCUAUGGGCACACCCUCAGCACUUUUCAGUGGAUCUUUCGGUCAACCAUUUGGCUUCAAACCCUCAUUUGGUCAUCCAUUUGGUUUUGAUCUCGGCUUCGGUAGUGGAUUUCCAUCUUCUUCCAAUUUCUAUAGUGGUUUAUCUCAAUCAUUUCCAUUCUCUAACGGUUAUAAUAGGGGAAGCAAAAAUGGUAACAAAAAAGAUUUUGAUGAUGACGAUGAAGACGAUGACGAUGAUACAUAUGAUGAUGAAAAACCAUCUGAGUCCAAUGAUGAUGAUUCCGAUAAAUCAAAACCAUCGAAACGUAGCAAGAAUAAUAAUAUUGCAAAGCGUAAAAAACGUGAAUAUGAUUCAAAUGAUCAUCAAGAUGUAACAAAUGAUCAUCAAGAUGUAACAAAUGA
Rotaria sordida is the source of this 4526-nucleotide messenger RNA. Lineage: Eukaryota; Metazoa; Rotifera; Eurotatoria; Philodinida; Philodinidae. The record is from the annotation of a GenBank genome assembly.